AUGGUGAGCCAUCCGGGCCAUAUCGUGGCCUCCUCGAAGCGCACAUCGAUCGAGUCUGCCGUUGAAUCUGAAACUUCCCUCCCCCGUCACUCCCGAGAGCACGGCCACCGUCGGCGCCAUGAGGAGGACUUGGAAGCUCAGAAUCCGGUCGUCGUCGAGAAUCCUCCGUCACAUGUCCGGAUCAGGGACGGGGGAGAACACCAUCACCACGAAGGAGAUGGUGCACCGCAUUCGCCGACCCUCAAUCGCAGCGAAACCGGUGUCUCCAAGUACUCGGUAAGGUCUCUGCGGAGGAGAGGUCGAGCAGGUACCACCAAUGUCUUGUAUGGGCCGGGCGAAAUGGGCAGAUCAACAGGCUGGACUCCGGGGCAAGAGCCUGGAAUUGACACGAGUGACCCAGCUCCUCCCUACAGUUUGGGUGUCGUAACGCCUGCCGAUGCUGCCCACCUGGAGAGACUGAAUCAACGGUGUGAGAUUACCGUGGUGGACUUCAGCAACGAGACGGUUUCCACCACAGAUUUGGACAACGAUAACCUCGACGAGUUUCUCCAGACGGGGCCGCCCGAAUGGGCCGACGUCCGCUGGAUCAACGUCAACGGACUUUCUUGGGACGUGAUUCGAGUGCUGGGAAACCACAAACACCUCCACCGGCUGGCCAUUGAGGAUUUGUUCAACACCAAGAAUCGCACAAAGGUCGACUGGUACAGUGACCACACCUACAUGAUCCUCCCCUUGCAGAAGCUCAUCAACAUCGAGGAGAGUGACUCUGAUUACGAUUCCGAUGCCGACGAUAAAGAGGACUCGAAAUCUGACGAGGCUGAGUCCGAAUUUCGGACCAGAAUCAUCACAGAACGCCAGCGGCGACAUCGCGAACGGAAGCGGAAAGGGGCCAUCCGCUCUUUGAUUGAAGACCUGCAAAAGCCUCUUUGGAAGAAGAACAUGAAGAAACAGACCCUCAGAUCUCCAGAUAUUUUAAGCGACGGACUCCAGCCCUCGAACAGCUUCAGACAAGCGAGCAAAGUGGAAACGCCAUGGGCGCCCAGGACCAUCCGCACCAUGCAACGCUAUCACGCCGGCCCAAAUCAAGACCGCAUCGAGUACAUGGAGCGUCACGCCGUACUUGCCCACAAGGGUUUAGGUGUCUCUAUGGAACAAGUGUCUAUCUUCCUCUGUGCGGACAAUACCGUCAUCUCCUUUUUCGAGUACUCUGCACACGAUGUACAGACCCCCAUUAUCCGCCGUUUGCAGUCCCCAGGCACAAUUCUCCGUCAGUGCUCCGACGCCAGCAUGCUCUGUCAGGCGAUCCUUGAUGCAAUCAUCGACCUUGCCCUUCCUGUGACAACGGCGUACCAAGAUGCAAUAGGGGAUUUAGAACUCGAUGUUCUUACGGAUCCGGACAUCCAUCAAUCAUCCACUUUGUACAUCUUGACAUCUGAGAUCGCCAUCCUCCGCAACGCCAUCGCUCCAGUGGUGCAGCUUAUCGGCGCCCUCAAGGACCACAAGACCAGCGCCCAGCCUGCGACGGCAACCCACUCACGCGUCGCUACUCCAGCUGCGCUCGACCAACGGACCGACCCAUUGAACAAGGCCGCGCUGAAUAAUGCCCAAAACAAUGACCUCCGAAAGCACUACAGUGCCCCGCCAUUGGUGAGCGGCGUCGAGAUCUCUCCACUCACAGUGACAUACCUGGGGGACGUCGAGGACCAUGCACUUCUCAUCCAAGACGGCUAUGACCAGAUGCGCCGCAACGCGGACAAUCUGGUCGACCUGAUCUUCAACACCGUGUCCGCGUAUCAAAACGAAUCCAUGAAGCAACUCACCAUCGUGACGUGUUUUUUCCUUCCUCUGACCUUCUUGACUGGGUAUUUUGGACAGAACUUUGCGCAUUUCGCCGGUGUGAGGGACCAUAGCGACGCCUUCUUCUGGGUCAUUGCAACGCCCGUGUCGGUGGUGGUGUUCUUGUUGUUGAUGAGGGACGUCAUGGUUCGCUGGCUCGCCCGGUGGGCGAGUAAGGCGUUGAUUGCGAGAGGGAGGAAGAGGCGGAUGGCGCAGAAUGGAGAGCAAAGUUGA
Molecule: messenger RNA, 2070 nt
Organism: Fonsecaea multimorphosa CBS 102226
Lineage: Eukaryota; Fungi; Ascomycota; Eurotiomycetes; Chaetothyriales; Herpotrichiellaceae
Exons: 1
Coding region: 1-2070 (689 amino acids)
Biological process (GO): transmembrane transport; metal ion transport
Cellular component (GO): membrane
Molecular function (GO): cobalt ion binding; magnesium ion transmembrane transporter activity; cobalt ion transmembrane transporter activity
Source: RefSeq, a predicted model, not a curated record